Messenger RNA from Cydia amplana, 1784 nucleotides. Its product is annotated as protein spitz-like. NCBI's taxonomy places the organism in Eukaryota, Metazoa, Arthropoda, Insecta, Lepidoptera, Tortricidae. The transcript has a single exon. The record is from RefSeq and is a predicted model, not a curated record. Gene Ontology annotation, biological process: epidermal growth factor receptor signaling pathway. The coding region runs from base 344 to 1033 and encodes 229 amino acids. Gene Ontology annotation, molecular function: receptor ligand activity; epidermal growth factor receptor binding.
UUCAUUCUCGUCGGCAGAUGGCGGAUGCAGUAGACGCCCUCCGCUCCGACCGUCAGUCGCGCAUAGACAACCGACCGAGCACAGUGUUUUUGCUCAGCACCAUUUUGUGUGUAUCGUUUCGAACGGGACAUUGUGUGUAUGUGCUCCGUGAAUAAUCGAAUAGCACGAACUAUCAGUGUCGAGUCGAAUACAGUGUUUCUCUCGCGAUAUGCCCCCGCGGGGUUCGAUGAGAUAUCUCGGGCGCCCGUAGAAACCGCGCCUCCGUCAUGAGCGAGUGAUCGUCGAGCGAGCGACGUAAAAAAAGUUAACACAGGAAACAUGUCUCGGCGGACCGCCGACGCGGAUGCGAGCGAAGGGUUCGAAAUUCGAAAGCGGUCAUGUCAUCGCCUCUCGGAUUUCGUAUAAGUCACCGUCCAAUGUCAAAAUCGUGCACGUACCGCGAGCGCCGAUACGGGAGCCGCGUACCCUCCGGAGCGUGCGGAAAAUGCAAUCGUUGAUAGUUUGGUGGGCGGUGGUGUCGGCGGCCUGGGCGCUGGCGGGCGCGUGCUCGAGCUCCAUCUCCAAGCGGCCGGCGCGGCCCGCGAGGCCCGUCGCCGCCGCGCCGGCCCGCCCGCCGCCGCAGCCGAGGCUCAACGUCACCUUCCCCACCUUCAAGUGCGAGCCCGACUACUCCGAGUACUACUGCCUCAACGGCGGCGUGUGCUUCACCGUGGUCAUCUCGGACAGCCCCAUCUACAACUGCGAGUGCCGCAGCGGGUACGUGGGGCAGCGCUGCGAGUUCAAGGACCUGGACGACUCGUACGUGCUGACGAGCCGGCAGCUGAUGAUGGAGACGGCGUCCAUCGCGGGCGGCGCCACGGUGGCGGUGUUCCUGGCCAUUCUAGUCUGCUUCGGCGCGUGGGUGCGGCUGCGGAGGCGCGCGCCCGCGCCCAAGGCGCCCGAGAGCGGGCUGCCGGCGCGCGUGCAGCUCGUGGCGCUGGCGCCGCCCGGCCGGCCCGCCGCCGUGGCCGUGCAGCCGCCCGGCCGGCGCUGAUGGACGCUAGUGCGCUUUAUACGUGUUAAGUUAUGUGGAUCGAACGAGAAUAUAAGAAAAUUUAUGUGAUAAUUAUUUUACGAAGCUUAUAAUUUAUUCGGAAGGAAUCUCUUUUGUAUAUACCGGAUCCGUCGAUCGUCGCGUCGAUAAAUUCAGUGUUCCGAGUGUUGUGGACGGUACCUGUGUCGUCGUGUGCGGGGAGCCGGCGGGCCCGGAGCCCUGCACGCUCCUCGGCCCUCCUGGAUGUCGCGGAUCCCCGAUCGUCGUAUUUAUUAGUCCUCCGUUGUAUCUGAAUAGAUUGUGAUGAAGUGGAAGGUGUGAGGCGGGGAAGGCCCCGGACGCACAUUCCGUCUCGAGGAUAGUGUAUGUUACUGGUGUCAGUAUUAUUUUGUAAUGAGUGUUAAGCCGGCAGCUUUACUUUAUUUUAUAAUUUAUACCUGUUAUCCCUUUGGGAUAGUGCUGUAUUAUAUUCGUUUAAAGGCUGAGAUGUGGCCCGGAAGGUAGGCUUCUUGUAAAUAUAGCCCGCAUAGGUAUUUAUUAGAUAUUUAUGAUCGUUUAUUUAUUGACUGCUUUAUUUAGUUAUCUCCGAGAUGAGCCACUGCAAGCCUAACUCGACAUAACGGUUGCAUUUUCAUUUCACCUGCUAUGCAUGGCCUCGUAAAUCACUUAUUCCCAAUUGUAAUCUCAUUAUGAAUCUCCUCCUGUCUUGGUAUUUUGUGAAAAAUAAAAUAACAUUGGAUGGUGUAUAAAA